AUGCGGCAUUGGCCGCAAGCUUCUGGCGGAGCUUCCCAAGGAAUGGCUCCGUCAGCUCGGCGCGCCUCAAUCUCUUCAAGCUCCCGCUCUCUCGAUCAUUGUUUGGAUGACAUUUUGAAGAAAAUGGAAGAGGACUGGAACGUGGUGCAACUAUUGGCGCAUCACCGACGCAAGUUCAAGAUACCUUCACAGGACAUGCAGACCUUCACGCGACAAUUCUGCCAGCUCUGUUUGACAACACUGACGUCUAGAGGACAAGAUGUGCUGUCCGCCAGCUUGCAACGGGUUCAGCUCGAACUGAAGGCUGCUCGACAGGAUUUUGAGCUGAAGUUGGCCCGAUGUAAUCUUGGCGCCAUGAAGCAGUUGGAUCGGGUGAAGGGAGGCACAGGAACGCCUCUGCAAGACGAUCAUGUCACCUUCUUCGAGCCUAUGAGGCACCUGAGCGAGGAUCAGCGGCUGCUGGUUUUAAUGAUCGUCAAGGACAAGCUUCUUCAGAUCCUCGACGGCUCAGCGUCUGCAUCCUUUGUGGAAGAGCUGAAGCAGUCGAUGGGGUUGGAUCCCUCGAAGCUUAUCGACAAGGCGUCUCCCAAGGCCGGUGAUGAGCUCCUGGAAGACGAGGACGAUGUAGAUCUCGAAACGGCCCUGCGACGUUCCAAGGCCGCGGCAAACGCCGCCCUUCGCCAGGCGGAGGAGGAUCGGAAUCAUGCCCGGAGCCUUCAGCAGGAGCUGGACAGGUGCAGGAGGGAGGUCUUUAGCCUGAAAGGGCAGCUGGCGGAGCGUCAAAAGCAGCUCGAGCAGCUCGAGGCGGGUAUGGACAAGCUGAAAGAUCUGGGCCUGGAGCCAGAAGAAGCGAACUUCAUGCUGUCCGAGUUGGGAUUGGAGCGGGGAGUUAGUGGAGCCUCGGCCCCUGCCCCCCAGGGUUUCGAAGUGCGCUACGAUGGAGCUCCGGAGGAUUGUACAAAUGACUGUAUUCUGAAAUGGCACAACGAAUCUGGCCUUGAUGCAGAGUCGCUUGUGGCCGUGCAGAUCGAAGACGCUUCUGAGAGUAGCGAAGUGGGCCGACGACAACCGAGUAUUCUGUGUACCUACGAGAGGCACGCAGAUGCGGAGAAAGCGGUCGUGGCUUUGCAAGAUUCGGUGCUGGUCUCCGCCAGCGGCAAAAAGUCCACCGUCACCGCGUCGAUGUCUCCGCCUCCGGACGCUUCGGGCUCUCCCACGAGCCGGGGUCUGGCCGAAUCGAGCACCGCGGCUGCGGGUCGCGGCCCCUUUAAGCACCCCAAGCCACUGACAUCACCUACCGGGAGCGCCAAGCUGGAGAUAGCAGAGGCACCUACUCCCACAGCUGCGUCACCCAAGAGCUUGGGACGGGAUAUUCGACCAAAGCCAUUGGAAAGGUCGCCUGAGUCGCCCCAUUCCGAAUCGGGGGCUUCCGUGCUUUCAAAGAGCUUUUCUCCCAAGGCAGCCGUGUCUGGGCCGCCAGCCGGGCAGGACUUGGCAGAGCUCACAAAAACCCGGAAAAAGGUGGAGCUCUUGGAUGCAGAGAACAAGAGGCUGAAGGUUUGCCUUGAGGAGCUUCAGGCGAAGCUUCGUCAUUUGAUGGGCAACUGCUCUCAACGAGGCAUCGGCAAAGAGGUCAGCAACAUUGCCAACAAAGUUGGCCUGGAGCGUCUUUUGGCAUGCCCCUCUCGUUUCGAGAUUCUCUACCAAGAUGCCUUCAAGCGCAUCGAGCGCCUGGAGGAACUGAGGAAGAAAAGCCUGGAGGAACGGCGACGCAUUUUGGAGGGCGCUCCGGAACCCUGCGAAGCAUCGGUGCUAAGCGUGGUGGAGAGGAGCCCUCUGGUGAUACUGCAGCAGUUGCUGUCGGAGGGGCCGGUCGGAUAUUCUCUGAUCUCGCCGGGCGGAAGCCCGAAACGAAGGAAGAAGCCAAAGGCUGCGUCAAGCUUCCAGACUGCGCCUGCUGCAAGCAACAGCCCGUCUCGGGCACCUGAUGUUCUGUUGCCACUUAUUCUCCCAAAGAACUUGACAUCUGCAUCUGCUCCCAGUUUACAUUCGAGAGCUAUGGAGGGCCGGAGGCUCCUUGCGUAG
Messenger RNA from Symbiodinium necroappetens, 2085 nucleotides. The record is from the annotation of a GenBank genome assembly. Lineage: Eukaryota; Dinophyceae; Suessiales; Symbiodiniaceae.